Mesocestoides corti is the source of this 912-nucleotide messenger RNA. Lineage: Eukaryota; Metazoa; Platyhelminthes; Cestoda; Cyclophyllidea; Mesocestoididae. The record is from the annotation of a GenBank genome assembly.
AUGGCGAAUGAAUUUAACUUAUCAGGAAUCAUCUUUAUGAAUGAAUCGGUCCCAUCCAUUAAAGAUGCAAGUCUGCGUGAAGCGUACCCGCGUCUGGCGGCGGAGCUGCUGCAGCAGCCUGGCGGUCGGGCGGUGCGUCUGCAGCCGGGCACGCCGUGUGACAACUACCGUGGCUACUGCGACGUCUUCUUCGUCUGUCGCUCCGUCGAGGUUCAGGGGCCGCUCGCUCGUCUCCACAAACUCCUCUUCUCUCCGCAGAUGCUCAGGAAGGUCAAGACGUGGAUCACUGUACAUUGGUGGGCAAUGCUGCUGAUAAGUUUCGCAUCAGUAGCAUCGAUGAUAAUCUUCAUGCGUUUGUGCAGCUAUCGGACACCGUCGUCGCGCGCCUACUACCUCCGAGGCGUGCCCCUCGGCCACCCACUGCCGCCCCGAGUCCCGCCCUCGCGCCCCCCCGAGCGACCGCGCCCGAGUGCCGUGGGUUACCAGGGCCUGCCCAGGGAGCACUUCGUUCCGUCCUUUCGGCUUAAACGCCAGCGGGUGAUUGAUCCAGUCAAUGGCGUGGAAAGACACGUCUCCGAGCUCAUUCCCGCCUCCUCAGUACCGGUGCCCUACCAUCGAAACCGUGGCGUCAACCGAACCCAGGCUAACCAAAGAAGCCACCCGAAACCUCGUCCAGUGAGCGUGGUCGUUUACCCCCAGCCUGUAUUGCCCUCGCAUGUCCGCGAGUUGCGGUCCCAGGGGCCACGGGAUCCUCCACACCAACGGCCCCCGCCGGCGCGACGAGGAAACAAGUCUCAUCGCCCAGUUUCUUUCAUUGUUGUAAGCACCUCUGCAGGUGAAAAUGAUGUCCCCGACGACCUACCUCCUCCCGAACACGGCAGCCCUCCCCCUGUCUACAGUCCGCGAAGGUGA